AUAACGUCACAUUGAAAUCAAUAUUUUCAACUUAACAGCAUUUCCGGAUUGAAAAUGGGCUUGGAUAUUGUUGAUGUUGAUUUGCGGAAGUAAACUGUUUCAGAAAUGUUCAUAAAAUAAAAUACUAAUUGGAUACUAAUUACCAACAGAAAUGGUGUUGACAUUGUAGCAACCAGAAGGGAUGAAUAAAGAUGAUACUUUAUGGAUUGUUGUUGCGGUCUGCUGUGCUGUAUUGUUCAUCAUGACAGUACUUAUUGCCUUUAUAGCAUUUAAAAGAUUUUGUGGCAGACGUUCUGGACCACCAAGAGUAAUACGUCAAAAUGCCGAGAAUCAAAGUCCCGCAGUUAUAAUGUCUGAUAUAGAACAAAAUGACAAUAUUUCUGACCAAAGACAGGUAGAACAAUAUCAAAAUGAUGAUAAUAUGAUGCAAGAACAAGUUUUCCAAAUAUACAAUGAAUCUCCACGUCCAGAACCGUCAGCACCCCCUCUUCCACCGGAAUAUUAUAUGGAAUAUACAUGACACUAGAAUGGAGAUAAAGCUGAACAUAGAAUAUUUAACUGAUUUUUUCGAUAAAUUUCUUAGAAUGAAAACCAUUCAUAUUUGUGUCAGUUUACCGUUGAUAAUCAUGGCAUUGCUCGCUUUUUGAACAUCCAUUUUUUUUUAUUUUAAUGUAAACAUACGUUGUACAUUUAUUUGAAAAAUGUUGAAUAUCCAGUCUAAUUGUAUGUUCUUCUAUUCCGAUAUGCCAAUUUAUUAAGGCCUCGUCACAUUUGAAAUGUCUGUGAGUGACAAAAUAAAAGUUUAAAAUAAAUGAUUCUUUUCUUAGCAGAAUUAUGUUAUCAGUUACUAGUAUGUUUUAACUUAAUAUCACAAAACAACUACAUGUACUAUUAUGUUUACUUACGUGACUUGGAUGAGCCGAGGCAAAUAUUUGCAAACGUAACUAUUUAUAUAAAAUUUAUUCUUGCAUGCCAGACUGGGAUUUCUGGUGAUUUCACCGGUGCUAGAAAACUCAAUGACUCUCGUGCUGUAAAUGACGUAUAACGAACUAUAUAUGUACAGAAGAUUUGUGUAGUAAUAAAAAUGGUUUACGUAAAACGGGAUAAAAAUAAAAUACCUUUAUAGUU
Messenger RNA from Mercenaria mercenaria, 1128 nucleotides. RefSeq lists its product as uncharacterized. NCBI's taxonomy places the organism in Eukaryota, Metazoa, Mollusca, Bivalvia, Venerida, Veneridae. The transcript is spliced from 4 exons. Bases 182 to 520 code for a protein of 112 amino acids. The record is from RefSeq and is a predicted model, not a curated record.